GACGGCGCCACCCUCCCCAUUCGCCUGCACUUUCAGCACGCCCAGUCAUUUCUUGGACCGUUCCCUCUCCAGUCUAGUCACACUUGCUCCAUCCCUCUUUCUCCCUAGCCCCAGAAAUCCACUUCCACGCCACUCGAGGACCGUCGCGACCGCUAGGUAACGACCUCGCGACACCAUGGCGGACAGCGCGAGUGAGAGCGACACGGACGGCGCGGGCAGCAGCAGCAGCUCCGCCACCCCGCAGUCCUCCUGCACCUCGGCGGCCGCCUCCAACACCACUACGACCACAACGAACGCCGCCAGCAAAGCCCAGGGCGUCGUGAUCUCCCAGUCCCGCCUGGAGGAGCUGACAAACCGACUCGCGUCGCUGCAGCAGGAGAACAAAGUGCUGAAGAUCGAGCUCGAGACGUUCAAGCUGAAGUGCAAAGCGCUGCAGGAGGAGAACCGCGACCUGCGCAAAGCUAGCGUCACCAUCCAAGCGCGGGCUGAACAAGAAGAGGAAUUCAUCUCCAACACUUUGUUUAAGAAGAUUCAGGCUCUGCAAAAGGAGAAAGAGACGCUCGCCGUCAACUAUGAGAAAGAAGAGGAGUUCCUCACCAAUGACUUGUCCAGGAAGCUCAUGCAGCUUCAGCAUGAAAAGGCAGAGUUGGAGCAGCAUUUGGAGCAAGAGCAGGAAUUCCAGGUCAAUAAACUGAUGAAGAAGAUCAAAAAGCUGGAGAACGACACCAUCUCCAAACAGCUCACUCUAGAACAGCUCCGGCGUGAGAAGAUUGAUCUGGAAAACACUUUGGAACAAGAGCAGGAGGCGCUCGUCAACCGGCUUUGGAAGCGCAUGGACAAACUCGAGGCGGAGAAAAGGAUUCUGCAGGAGAAACUUGAUCAGCCAGUGUCUGCCCCGCCCUCUCCACGCGAAGUUUCCAUGGAGAUCGACUCUCCGGAGAACAUGAUGCGGCACAUCCGCUUCCUCAAGAGUGAAGUGGAGAGGCUCAAACGCAGCCUCCGCACUACAGAGCUCCAGCACACAGAGAAACGGGCUCAGUAUAUUGAGGAGGAAAGGCAGAUGAGGGAAGAGAACAUUCGUCUCCAGAGGAAACUCCAGAGAGAAAUGGAGAGAAGGGAGGCGCUGUGUAGACAGCUGUCGGAGAGUGAGAGCAGCCUUGAGAUGGAUGAUGAGAGAUAUUUUAAUGAGAUGUCUGCUCAGGGCCUGAGAGCUCGUACGGUGUCCAGCCCAAUCCCCUACACCCCCUCUCCCUCCUCCAGCCGCCCCAUCUCCCCUGGUUUGUCGUACGCUAGUCACACAGUUGGUUUCACCCCUCCGGCCACGCUGAGCCGAGCCCCGCUCCCCCACUACACGUCUCCCGGGCUACACAUCCACCCAGGACCCUCACAUGCUGUACAGAGGCCAUCCCCAAGGAGAAGCACCAGCCCAGAUAAGUUCAAGCGUCCGACGCCGCCUCCCUCCCCAAACACACACUCUGGAGCACAGCACCCUCCUCCGCCACCACCACCCGCACAGCCGAUGAUUCAGUCCGGCUCCUCCCACUCUGUGACAUCACAGAACCCCCCCCUCUCAGCCUUAAUGCAUGCACCGUGCGCUACCUUAAGCUAGGCUGCUCCAAGCUAGGCUACACUACUACUACAAUGACAACAACUCAGUGAUCCUCCACUGGGCAAAGGUUGGAAGGGAUUGAAGCGGAUAUGGAAUUAGAGGACAGUUGAUCUGGGGAGCAGAAGGACUGGGAAUGUGAAAAGGGAGAACGUGUAGAUGCUUGGCCGACUGACAGAUCCAUAACCAGCCCCAUGCCGUUAAAUUACGUUAUUCUUACUGUGCUAUUUUUUUUUUCUGUAAAGUGAUCAAGCUGGUUCGGGAAAAGAUUUGGAAAGCUUAGGAAGGUUGUUCGAGAGGGUUGUCAGCUGCGUAUGCCUGCUUUUUUUUUUUUUUUUUUUUUUUUUUUUUUUUUU
This is a messenger RNA of Labeo rohita (rohu), 1962 nucleotides long. It is a transcript of the gene ccdc6a, whose product is annotated as coiled-coil domain containing 6a. Bases 176 to 1609 code for a protein of 477 amino acids. Lineage: Eukaryota; Metazoa; Chordata; Actinopteri; Cypriniformes; Cyprinidae. The record is from RefSeq and is a predicted model, not a curated record. The transcript is spliced from 9 exons.